This is a messenger RNA of Lepisosteus oculatus (spotted gar), 1970 nucleotides long. RefSeq names its product carboxylesterase 3 (gene ces3). Lineage: Eukaryota; Metazoa; Chordata; Actinopteri; Semionotiformes; Lepisosteidae. The record is from RefSeq and is a predicted model, not a curated record.
AGCUUGCCCAGACACUGGUGAGAGCUUCAUGAUUACGAAAUACGGGGUGGACACUCCACGACAGUUUCUUAUCCAACUCUCGUACUGCUGUGCUCAAAGUCUUUAUUUUAUUUCCGUAUUGAAAUGUGCUGGGGGCAACAGGCACAAUGAGAAAAGCGCUGUUUCGCGUUUGUCUGACUUUCGCUUUUCUGUGGACGUCUUCGGCUGAAUCUGGAGGUCCGGUCGUGUCCACCCGAUACGGGAGUCUGAAAGGGACGUACUCCAGGGUGAAGGGCACAGACAAAGUUGUUCACGGAUACCUGGGGAUUCCUUUUGCAAAACCACCUGUUGGGGCUUUAAGGCUGUCGGCACCACAGCCUCCAGAGCCAUGGGAAGGACUGAGAGAUGCAACCAAACAGCCCUCUAUGUGUAUUCAAGAUGUGGAGAAUAUAAAAACAGGAUUAAAAGAAAUCUUCAUAGAUUUCCCUGUGCUUGGCAUUUCGGAGGAUUGUCUGUAUCUCAACAUACACACUCCAGCAAAGCCCUCUGAAGAGGCCAAGUUACCUGUCAUGGUCUGGAUUCACGGGGGCGGCCUCAGGUUUGGGGCUGCCUCCCUGUACGACGGCUCAGUGCUGGCUGCUUACGAGGACGUGCUGGUGGUUGUGAUCCAGUAUCGUCUCGGACCUCUUGGGUUCUUAAGCACAGGUGAUGAACAUGCCAAAGGGAACUGGGGUUUCUUAGACCAGAUCGCCGCCCUUCAAUGGGUUCAAGAGAAUAUAAAGAGUUUUGGAGGAGAUCCAGGGUCUGUUACUCUGUUUGGAGAAUCUGCUGGGGGGAUCAGUGUUUCCACACUUAUUUUGUCUCCCUUGACAUCAGGGCUCUUUCACAGAGCAAUCCCUCAAAGUGGAGUGGCACUGUUACCCAUGAUUUUCACUUCGAAUCCUCUUCCUGGUACGAAGGUGUUUGCAAAAGGACUAGGUUGUGAUGACAGUGACUCUGAGCAAAUUGUCAAGUGUGUGAUGCAGAAGACUGAAGAGGAGAUUCUAAAAGCCCCUGGAGAAGAGAAUGUAAUAUUUGGGACAGUGGACGGAGUGUUUCUGCCCCAUCCAGUGGAGAAUCUUUUCCAAGACAAAGUCUUCCACAAGGUGCCCAUCCUGCUGGGAGUGACGAAUCAUGAAGGAGGCUGGUUGUUGCCCAACAUAAUGGCUCCCCCUGGCUGGGAGAAGGGCCUGGACAAAGAGCAGCUGAUGGCAAUCUUGAAGAAAAUCUUCCGAUCAGAGAUUACAGGUCAAGAAAUGCUUGAGCUCAUUGCAGAUGAAUAUCUGGGACAGACCGAAGACCCUGAGGAAAUUAGAAAUGCCUUCACUGAGAUUCUCGGAGAUAUGAUCAUGGUUGUCCCAACUGUUAAAGUUGCUAAUUUCCACAAAGAAGCUGGGGUGCCUGUAUACCUGUAUGAAUAUCAGCAUCGCCCCAGCUUGUAUAAAGACACAAGACCCAGCUUUGUAAAAGCAGACCACUCUGAUGAAAUUGGGUUUGUUUUUGGAGGCUGUUUCUGGAAUGGAGAAGUUAAGAUUAAAGGCACUGUGACUGAGGAAGAAGUUAAGCUGUGCAGGACGAUGAUGGCUUACUGGGCUAACUUUGCUCGUAAUGGGUCGCCCAAUGGCGAGGGCCUGGAGCCCUGGCCUCAGUAUGGCAAGGAUGAGGAGUACCUGGCCCUUGGGCUGCAGCAGAAGACUGCCAGGAGACUGAAGGAGGGCAGAGUGAAGUUCAUGACCCAAACCCUGCCUGCAAAACUGAAGGCACUGAGGGAGCAGAGCACCGAACACCCGGAACUGUAGAUCUGUGGGGUUUAACUGGAAAGAUCUCCAACUUCAAUACAUACAUUGAACAAUAAUAAUACACAUUAAUAAUACAACUCCAAAAGGAGCACAACCUGCAUUGUAUCAUCACUCAAGUUUUUAAAACAAUAAAUUUUAAUUUUAAUAACUAUG